GCCGGCACCCAGGAUGCGGCCGCCCGAGUGGCAGGGGCUGCUCCAACAGGCCGACGCGCUGGCCCACGGCGGGAAGCUGCCCGAGGCGCUGCGGCUCUACCAGCUGGCUUCCCGCCACCGGCAGCUGCGGGCCGAGCAACUGGACGAGCUGGUGGCCUGCCUGGCGCGCAACGUGCGCAGCAAGGAAGGCAGCAGCGCCGCCUGGCCCCCGUCGGCCCUUCGCCGGGGCUGGGAGGUCUUCGGGUGCCACAAGUGCCAGGGCUUCCUCUACGAGCCCGUCUCGCUGCUCUGCGGGCACACCUUCUGCAAGCGCUGCCUGGAGCGGGACCGCCAGCCGGCCGUGUGCGGCUUGUGCCGGGAGCGGGAGGGCGACGGCGGGGCGCGGCGGCUGCGGGUCAAUGUCAUCCUGAGCAACGUGUUGGCCAAGUGGUUCCCUCGCCAGGUGAAGGCGUCGCAGCUCCGCCACGAAGGGAACCGCUUGUAUAAGGAGAAGAAGCCGCAAGCGGCCCUUCAGAAAUACAACGAAGCCGUCAGCUUAGCCCCCAAUGAUCAUUUGUUAUAUAGCAACCGGUCACAGAUUAAUUCUACUUUGAAAUGUUGCGAAGAAGCCUUGCAUGAUGCAGAAAUGGCCUGCAGACUCCAGCCAUAUUGGUUGAAGGGUCACUUACGGAAGGGGCAAGCCCUAGCUAACCUUGGGAAGACCGAAGAAGCUUUGCAUGAGUUCUUGUUUUGCCUUGCUGUGGAUGUCGGGAAUAGAACAGCCAAAUCGGAGGCUCAGCGGGUCAAUGUAGAACAGAACAAGAGUCUCACUGAGGAUCGGAAAGAAGUCAAUUGUGGCAGUGUGGGAAAAUCUGCCCCAGCAACAGAGAGCGAAAAAGACACUGUGGGUGACAAGGGCAGGAAUUCCUCAGUGCCCGAAUUGGCUCAGAAGUGUCGACUUUUAAAGAGGAAGCAUUACUCUGAGGAGUCCCCAGAUGCCAAUGUGCCUAGCAAAAUUAUGAAAAGGGACCCGAAUGAAGAAAACGGAGCCAGAGCUGGGAACUGUGUUCUCUUUGAAUUUGUAGACUCGUCUGACCUGGAGUGUUCACUGUGCAUGAGGCUCUUCUACGAACCUGUCACCACCCCCUGUGGACACACUUUCUGCCUGAAAUGCCUUGAAAGAUGCCUAGAUCACAACCCAAAAUGCCCCCUGUGCAAGGAAGGUCUCUCUGAGUGUUUGGCAAUGAGGAAGCACUGUAAGAAUGUGCUGAUGGAAGAAUUAAUUGCAAAAUACCUCCCUGAUGAACUCACCGAACGGAGAAAACUUCACGAAGAGGAAAUUGCUGAACUUUCCAACUUGAAUAAGAAUGUUCCCAUAUUUGUUUGCACAAUGGCCUAUCCCACUGUCCCAUGCCCACUGCACAUCUUUGAGCCAUGUUAUCGACUGAUGAUUCGGAGAUGCAUGGAGACAGGCACCAAGCAAUUUGGAAUGUGUAUUGGAGAUCCUGUCAAAGGAUUUGCAGAUUACGGCUGUAUGCUGGAGAUAAGAAACGUGGAGUUCUUUGCCGACGGGCGUUCUGUUGUUGACAGUAUUGGGAAGAGGAGGUUCAAAGUGAUACAACACAGCCAACGUGAUGGAUACAACACAGCUGAUAUUGAGUACAUUGAAGAUCAAAUGGUACAAGGAGAAGAAUAUGCUGAGCUAAUUGUUCUCCAUGAUUCUGUAUACAACCAGGCCUACAUGUGGUUUAACUCUCUGAAGCCAGCACUCAAGAGUCGUAUCCUCGGUCAUUUUGGUCCAAUGCCUGUUAAGGAUUUGGAGCUCCAGGCCAACCCGAAUGGCCCUUCCUGGUGCUGGUGGGUGCUGGCUGUCCUCCCCCUGGAGAGCAGAGCUCAGCUACCCUUUCUUGCCAUGACGUCCCUGAAAGAACGUUUGGAUGCUAUCCGGCGAAUCCUGACCUUCAUGUCCCGCGCAAGAUCUCGCUGAGGCCACAAGGAGUCCUGUGAAUCCUCUUGCAAUACUUGGCUGGCGAACUCAAGUGUCUCUCUGUUAACUGUGGCCAUUUUCAUAUGCUGAGGCUUAAAUCCGCUCUUGAGCCUAUCUCAGAGCCGAGUCUGGGGGGGCCCUUCUAGAAGAUGCUGUCCAGCGCUGCCACCAGCUUGAGUUAGAGGAUGGGGGGGGGAUCACUGCCACCACACAGCUGCAGACCCGCCUAAGACCAUGGGGCCUCCAUAGCAGUGCAGUAAGGUCUGCCCCAAUGUUUCCCCCUUGUCUCUGCCGCAAGCCGUUAACAGAAGAAAAAAUGCAGAAGAGAAAUGUUUUGUUUUUUGUGAGGUCAGAGGGCAUUCUGGCUACUAGAGGCUUUCUUCAGAUCAAAGCAAGAGCUACUUUUAAGCCCCAUGUAUGAAAGAGCCCUGUCUCUUGCUGCAAUAAUGUUUGAAAUGAGGGAGAAGGAAACAGUUCUAUUCCAGAUCGUCGACACAGCAAAAACCGAAAACUGAGCCUUCAGCAAGUUACCAUGUGCAAUGCAUAAUGUUUCUGAGUUUGGUUUCAGUUGCUGCACUGUUAAGCUUAAAUGUUCAUAUGUUUCUUUUUGUGUGUGGGUGGGAGGUGGGGAGAAAGUGAACAAAAGAGAAGCGAACUUGUUUGCCAUAAACCUCUUACAAGGUUUUCUUAAUUUUUAUUUCAUUUUGGGAAUAGCUGCAUUUGAAAUUG
Gekko japonicus is the source of this 2695-nucleotide messenger RNA. RefSeq names its product LON peptidase N-terminal domain and ring finger 3 (gene LONRF3). The transcript is spliced from 11 exons. Lineage: Eukaryota; Metazoa; Chordata; Lepidosauria; Squamata; Gekkonidae. Gene Ontology annotation, molecular function: protein binding. The record is from RefSeq and is a predicted model, not a curated record. Bases 14 to 1966 code for a protein of 650 amino acids.